Molecule: messenger RNA, 2761 nt
Organism: Zingiber officinale
Lineage: Eukaryota; Viridiplantae; Streptophyta; Magnoliopsida; Zingiberales; Zingiberaceae
Product: imidazole glycerol phosphate synthase hisHF, chloroplastic-like
Exons: 24
Coding region: 740-2437 (565 amino acids)
Biological process (GO): L-histidine biosynthetic process
Molecular function (GO): oxo-acid-lyase activity; imidazoleglycerol-phosphate synthase activity
Source: RefSeq, a predicted model, not a curated record
AUUUGAGGGUUUCAUAUUUUUACAUUAGUUUCAUUCCUUAUUUAUUGAUACCAUUCCUGAAAAAAAUACGAACUGGUUCUCAAUCAUCGAUAUCAUCGAGGUUUUCAAUCCUUCAUCAUCUCCUUCCUCUCACCGCUGCCCUUUUCAUCUCUGAGGGCUUCUAGUGACAAAGACAAGGAGGAGAUAUUGGAGAUCGAUACCUUGGUCAUUUCAAAUCAAGGGCAAACUCAUGAGGGCCUUGCAAAGGAACUUCCUCAAGCGCAGAGCAUUCUGGACCAGAACAAGCUCCUAAUUAAAGAGAUCAACCAGAACCACAAGUCCAGAAACUUUAUUAGCUCAUUCCUAUUCCCACACAGCAACUGAUCCAAAACAUCUUCUUCCUCCUCUUCCGUUUUGGAGUAAUCCACAGCAGUGGUCGCCUCUCACGAGUUCGUCCAUCUUCUUCCUUCCUCGCCGUCUGUCCAUCGAAGCAGACCUAGGGUUUGGAGCAGGGGACCUUGUCGCGCCAACUUAUUAAAACGACGGGUCUGGAAGUUGUUCAGGGAUUGCUUGACAUAUACUAGUGAAGAUCUGACUUGUAGGCGCGAAGAACAAGAAUUUUGAGGGGCGCGGUGGAUACAACUUAAAUCAUUCAACACUGACAACCCCUCUUGUUCUCUUUUAAGGAAAUUCUUUUCGCUCUUCCACCCGACCUUGGUGCUCUACUGCUUUUCCGCCGCUCCUGCGCCGGCCAACUCCGAUGCCUCUCAUUUCUUUUCCUGCACUCACGUGUCCGCCAUGGAAAUCUAAUUCUAUCAAGUUUUUCUCGGUCCGUGCCUCAUCUCCAGUUGUUACAUUGUUAGAUUAUGGUGCUGGAAACGUUCGAAGCGUGCGCAACGCCAUUCACUAUCUAGGAUUCAGUGUUAAAGAUGUGCAAAAUCCACAAGACAUUCUUGAUGCUAAACGCCUUGUUUUUCCUGGUGUUGGGGCCUUUGCAGCAGCAAUGGAAGUGUUAGAGCGAACUGGGAUGGCCGAGCCACUUUGUAGAUACGUAGAGAGUGAUCGUCCAUUUUUGGGGAUUUGCCUUGGACUUCAAUUAUUGUUCGAGUACAGUGAAGAGAAUGGUCCAGUAAAAGGUCUUGGUUUGAUACCUGGUGUUGUUGGACGUUUUGAUUCAUCAAAUGGUCUCAGAGUACCUCAUAUUGGUUGGAAUGCUUUGCAAACCACCAAAGACACUGAAAUUUUGGAUGAUGUUGGAGGGCGUCAUGUCUAUUUUGUUCAUUCCUAUCGUGUGAUGCCUUCAGAUGCUAACAACGAGUGGAUUUCAUCAAUAUGUAAUUAUGGUGAUAGCUUUAUUUCGUCUAUAACAAGGGGUAAUGUGCAUGCUGUCCAGUUUCAUCCGGAAAAGAGUGGAGAUGUCGGGAUUUCCAUAUUAAAGAAAUUUCUUGACCCCUCUUCAUCUUCAAAGACAAAGAAAUCAGCUAUUGGUAAAGCAUCACGACUGGCAAAGCGAGUGAUUGCAUGUCUUGAUGUGAGGGCAAAUGAUAAAGGGGAUCUUGUAGUCACAAAAGGGGACCAGUAUGAUGUAAGAGAACAGUCAAAUGAGAAAGAGGUUAGAAACCUUGGCAAGCCAGUGGAUCUAGCAGGUCAGUAUUAUAAGGAUGGUGCUGAUGAGGUUAGUUUUUUAAACAUAACUGGUUUCCGUGACUUUCCCUUGGGAGAUUUGCCGAUGUUACAGAAGAUAUUGCGCUACACUUCGGAAAAUGUUUUUGUACCACUAACAGUUGGUGGUGGGAUACGAGACUUCACAGAUGGAAAUGGAAGAUACUAUUCGAGCUUGGAAGUGGCAUCUGAAUAUUUUAGAUCGGGUGCAGAUAAGAUAUCAAUUGGAAGUGAUGCAGUUUAUGCUGCAGAAGAGUAUUUAAGAACUGGAGUGAAGACCAGGAAAACCAGCUUGGAGCAGAUUUCUCGUGUUUAUGGGAACCAGGCAGUAGUUGUGAGCAUUGACCCUCGGAGAGUUUAUGUUAGGAGCCCUGAUGAUGUUGAAUUUAAGACCAUUAAGGUUUCUUCCCCAGGUCCCUCAGGUGAAGAGUACGCAUGGUAUCAGUGCACAGUCAAUGGUGGACGUGAGGUUCGGCCUAUUGGAGCUUUUGAACUUGCAAAAGCUGUUGAAGAACUUGGAGCUGGAGAAAUACUAUUAAACUGCAUAGACUGUGAUGGUCAGGGUGACGGAUUUGACAUAGACUUAAUCAAGUUGGUAUCUGAUGCCGUCAUGAUUCCUGUAAUUGCGAGCAGUGGAGCAGGUGCCGUCGAGCACUUCUCUGAAGUCUUUGAAAAGACAAAUGCAUCAGCUGCACUUGCAGCUGGAAUUUUCCACAGGAAGGAGGUUCCAAUAUUGUCAGUCAAACAACACCUGUUGCAGAAUGGCAUAGAAGUUAGAGUAUGUGCUGAGCAUUAAGGAUGGAAGUGCCAUGAAUCAGCUUAGUAUUUUUAGAAUCUACCUGGUCUUCCAAGUUUUUGUACUCUUUUAUCACAAAAAAACUGGUACCAUUGUGCUCAUCUAGAUGUUGUCUUUUGAGAUGUUGCUUCUCAAGGUAUUUAACUGUAAGAAGUGGAAAUAAACCAUUAGAUUUUAGUCCUAUUUGCUUAGGAUAUGUUUAUUUAGAGGUCGAAAUCAUUGAGAGUGAAGGGGAUUAUACUUUUUUUCCGUUUACUAGAUGUAGAAUUAGUUGAAAGAUGGAUUUGAAAUCCAUUUGUGGAUUGAGUUUUGGCCUCAUUUUAA